AUGGCAACCGGCUCCCAUGGAUCAUGGCGGUCCAACGAGACACCAAUGAUACCAAGCCCAGUAUACACUUGCUCCUUCUGCCCUAGGACCUUCACAAACCUCCAAGCUCGUGGUGGACAUAUGACGAAACAUCGUCAAGAGGUCCUAGAGAAUAGGAGGAAGCAUGAAGAAUACAUGACCAAAAAGGCCAAGGACUUCUCGAUGGAGCCACUAUCACCAAACACGACUUAUUGGAGAAGGUAUCGCAAGGGUAAGGAGAAGCCUGAAGAGAUUAUAUUUUUUCCAAUACAAAUGUCCAGGGAGUUAUCUGAAGAUGAUGGUGGAUCAAGCAAUGUCCCCAUGCCAUAUGGGAGUGUGGCAACUAAUACCUCUAUGAUGUUGACCGUGGAAGAGAAGGAGAUAGGAGAUGAAGAGGAGAACCUGAACAUUGAUCUUACCUUGAAGUUGUGA
Messenger RNA from Triticum turgidum subsp. durum (durum wheat), 450 nucleotides. The record is from the annotation of a GenBank genome assembly. Lineage: Eukaryota; Viridiplantae; Streptophyta; Magnoliopsida; Poales; Poaceae.